ACCGCUACAUGUUGCUGUUGAUGCUGUAGAGUAACCUAAAAAAAGAGGUUACCAUGGCUUCGGAUGGAAAUGAGUGGGAGCUAAGUAAAGAGAAUGUCCAGCCUCUUCGGCAGGGGCGAGUUAUGGCUACAUUGCAGGAAGCUCUGGCUCAGCAGGAUGUUUCCAGCCAUGCAGCUAUCCAGCAGCAAAAAAGGGAAUUUGAAUCUGAAAUUCGUUUUUACUGUGGUGGUGAUCCUCUAGAUGUCUGGGACAGAUACAUCAAAUGGACAGAGCAGACCUUUCCUCAAGGUGGUAAAGAGAGCAACCUCUCUGCUGUGUUGGAGAGAGCUGUUAAAGCACUGAGUGAGCAGCAGAGUUAUUACCAAGACCCCCGGUACCUCAGCCUCUGGCUUAAAUUUGGGAACUGCUGUAGUGAACCUCUGGACCUGUAUAGCUAUCUGCACAGCCAGGGGAUAGGCACAUCUCUGGCGCAGCUUUAUAUCACUUGGGCAGAGGAACUUGAAGCAAGAGGGAACUACAAGAAAGCUGACUUGAUAUUCCAGGAUGGCCUGCUGUGUAAGGCUGAACCAUUGGACAAGCUGCAGUCCCACCAUAGGCAGUUCCAGGCCCGUGCAUCUCGGCAGGCCUUGCAAGAUCUUGAAGGACAUGACGAGGAAGAUUCAAGUCUUUCUGCUUCUGAACCCCAAAGAACAACGCUGGCAGAAUUAAAAGGAAGAGGGAAGAAAACAGUGAGAGCCCCAAUCAGUCGUGUAGAAAAUGUUGUGAAAUUCCCAAGCCAGGGGCAGAGGCUCCAGAAUCCAGCGGGUCAGCGGGUGUCGAGUUGUCCAGCCUUUGCAGUAUAUGAUGAGAAUAAAGCAGAGGUUUCUAGAGCUGAGCUUCCAGCGCUUGUACCACAGCCAUGGGCAGCCCCUCCAACAAUAAAGGCCAAAGAGAAUGACUUGCAGGCAGGACCGUGGAACAAGGGGAGGCGUCCUCGGAACAACACGGACUCCAGCCCUGUGGCUCCUACUGUGCUCCCUAAUUUUACUCCGUAUGUUGAAGAGUCAGCACAGCAACAAACAAUGACUCCCUGUAAAAUAGAGUCUAGCAUAAAUAGCGUGUUAAGCGCUCGAAAGCCAGGGAAGGAGGAAGAUCCAUUACAUCGUGUGCAAAGUCAUCAGCAAGAUGAUCAGGAAAAGAAGGAGCAGCCGAUGUAUUGCAAAGAGAGAGUAUAUGCUGGUGUUGAGGAGUUCUCCUUGGAAGAAAUCAGAGCUGAAAUCUACAGAAAAAAACAAAAAAACAAAAGGGAAGAAGAACUACAAACAAUAGCACAGAAGAAAGCAGAAUUACUAAGGAAAAUUGAAGAGAUGGAGAAGAUCCAAAUAGAAUCACAGAUGCCUGUUGGUUUGACUUCUGAUGUGCCAGAAGUUCUGACGUUUCCUAUGACACAAACACAGCCCUCAGUGACAGAUACCGCAGCACUCACUGAAAGAUCUCUUCCAGAUUGUUUCUCCUUGAACAGCAAUUUUGAACUGGAUGAAAAUGUUCAACACAGAAAGUCGAGCUCCAGCGAUUCUGAAAUUCCUCCUUCGGUGGUUCCCUCAGUGCCUUUCUCCAUAUUUGAUGAGUCAUCUGCUUCAGAAAACCAGGAUGUCAGUCUUUCUACUCGUCUGCCACUGGUAUGUGCCAAAUGUCCUCUUGCUGUUCGCAAAACUUCGGAAAGUAUCACUGCUAAGGAAAACGUACCUCCUGAAAAUUCUGAUGAGCUUCAUGGAAUUGAACCCCUGAGUGAAGAUCUAGUUGUUAUGGGCUCAUAUAGAAACAAAACCUUCUGCUCCAACCCUGAAGAUACUUGUGACUUUGUUACGGCUGCCCACAUUGCUUCAACACCUUUCCAUGGGGUAACAGAACAGAGAGGUCGACUUGAUAAUGAGCCAAAGGAAGCAUGUCCAGAACCUCAGGCAGGAUCUCUGAGCCAGCAUACAAUUGUUAGUGAGGAUCAGUAUGCCGAAGCCCUGUAUGUAAAAAAACUGAGUCCAAUUAUAGAAGCAAGCCUGGAAGAUACUGCAUCUUCUGCAUCUUCAGCUUCCCCUACACAAAGCUCCACGAAUACGUUUGAACAGAUCUCAGAGACUCUGAAAUUGGCUCAGAGCUGCACUCACGAAAUCACCAGCAAUACAGAAAAUUUCUCUAGCAACUCUGCAGGGGGAUUGCAGUAUAAAGAACAACGCAAACAGCUCUUGCAGCCCCUUCCAGACUUUCUAACAAAGUCUCCUGACUUGAAAUUAGAGCCUCAGCCUAUGCCUUGGAUGGAAGUAGAAAAAGAAGUUGAUAUAGGCAAUGAAACUUACAAUAUCACUCGUGAGUAUGUUAUCAACGAAGAUGACAAGAUGUUCUCUGCUGUGUUAGCCAUCUUUCUUCAUGAAACCUUAGCAUCUUUAAUAAAGGUGCACUCUGAACCUGUGCCUUGGGACUUUUACAUCACGCUGCAACUGCAAGAGCGACUAGGUGCUGGGUUUGAUCAGAGCUUCAGUGACAGCUACACUUGUUUCUUGUACCACAAUGGCUGUGUGACUCUACAUAAGGAGAUAAAUCACUUUACUCUUCAGGAUGUGAUCCAGUUCUGUACAGUUAUUCCACAAGAAGUGGUCUUGCUGAUUGUCGACAAUCUCCUAGAUGUGGUGGCAAAAUUACAUACAGUAGAGAUAGUUCAUGGAAACCUGCAUCCAGCAACGUUAUUCUUGGGAGACAGAAUCUAUAAUGUCUUUGCCAGUGCUGAGACAUCCCGUGCUCUGAAGAUAGUAGAUUUCUCUCACAGCCUGGACCUGAAGCUACAGCCAAGAAUGAGUUUUCUGAAAGGCUUUCCAAUAGCUCAGACCCAGGCCGGGCAACAGAUCCUGAAUGAGAAAUCUCUUCCUUACCAGGUCGACCUGAUAGGCAUUGCAAAUACAGUCCACCUUAUGCUCUUCGGGGAAAGCCUGCAAGUUCAUCAGGAAGAAGGCUUCUGGAAAACUACCAGAGAUGUAUCCCAGUGUGUUGACAGUGACCUGUGGAGUAAGUUCUUUGUGCAACUUCUGAAUGCAAAUGGUAGGUCUAGUGUGCCUCUGCUAAGAGAACUAAGAGAAGAAUUGAGAGGUGCAUUUGAUAGCUCUUUCCCAUUUCGCCUCUCUGAUUCCUUGACAAAGCUGGAAGACCUUUUCAACCCUGAGAGCGUCUUUUGA
Messenger RNA from Euleptes europaea (tarantolino), 3200 nucleotides. It is a transcript of the gene BUB1B, whose product is annotated as BUB1 mitotic checkpoint serine/threonine kinase B. The transcript has 22 exons. Gene Ontology annotation, biological process: mitotic spindle assembly checkpoint signaling; meiotic sister chromatid cohesion, centromeric. The coding region runs from base 54 to 3200 and encodes 1048 amino acids. NCBI's taxonomy places the organism in Eukaryota, Metazoa, Chordata, Lepidosauria, Squamata, Sphaerodactylidae. Gene Ontology annotation, molecular function: protein kinase activity. The record is from RefSeq and is a predicted model, not a curated record.